AUGAAACUGGCAUUCGUAACUGGGUCAAACAAAGGCAUUGGAUUUAGCAUUGUUGAAAAACUUGCAGAAUUUUACGGAGCAUCAGGAGAGUGGGAUAUUUAUCUAACAGCUCGAGAUGUUGAGCUUGGUCAGGAAGCUGUGGAGAAGCUCAGUAACAAUGGUUUGGAUGUUAAAUUCCAUCAACUAGAUAUAACGGAUCGAAAUAGUCGAAAAGCGUUCCUGACAUUCAUAGAGACAAACUAUCCUAAUGGAAUCAACAUUGCAGUAAAUAAUGCUGGGAUUGCCUUUAAAGCUGACUCUCCAGAAUCAUUUGGCGAGCAAGCACGAGUCACUGUUAACACUAACUUCACUUCGACUAUCGAUUUCACUGAAGAGUUCAUUCCCUUACUAGCUGAAAAUGCCAGAGUCGUCAAUGUAUCUUCUUCUCUUUCUUUGUUCAAUCUGUUGAAGCUUAGCGAUGAUCUGUAUGAAAAAUUUGUCGGCCAAAUGAAUCUUUUUGAACUAAAAGAACUCAUGACGGAGUUUGUAAAGUCUGCUGAAGAUGGUACUUAUUCUGAAAAAGGUUGGGUGUCAAGUGCGUAUACGGUAUCUAAAAUAGGUGUUACAAAGGCUUCGUUUAUUUUCGGUGAAAUGCUGAAAGAUGAUCCAAGACGGAUCGUGAUAAAUUCAUGUUGUCCUGGUUUUGUUGACACUGAUAUGACUGACCAUAAAGGAGUAAAGACAACGGAUGAAGGUGCUGAUACACCGUUCUAUUUGGCCACAUUACCGAUUGACUCAAAAGAACCGAAUAAUCAAUUCGUCUACGAAAGGAAGGUGGUUAAAUGGUCCAAAUGA
This is a messenger RNA of Schistosoma rodhaini, 834 nucleotides long. NCBI's taxonomy places the organism in Eukaryota, Metazoa, Platyhelminthes, Trematoda, Strigeidida, Schistosomatidae. The record is from the annotation of a GenBank genome assembly.